AGUGUGUAGUAGUCCCGGAGGCAAGACGGACCAAGGUGGUGUAAACAAUGUCUGAGGAUGGAGGCCGAGAAUAUCAAGUUAUCUGGCCUUUUACGGGACAAAUACGCCCUAAUACUCCUGGUGGCUGUGUUCAUCUUUAGCACCAUCGUCUCGGUCCUCGUCAGUUUGCUGGUCGGGGCACUGCUCAUCACCUCACUCUGCACAGGACUGCUGCUGCCGUAUGUCAUAUUUGGUGAUGGCAAGCAGAUUCCCAACCUCCUGGCGCUGUUCACGGGGUCAGACAGCCACAUCGUCCAGGGGGAAAUGCCUCGCUCCUGCUCGGUGUGUGGUGGGGAGCGGUGUCAGCGGCAGCACCCCAGCACCGCCGUUCCACUGUCCAUCCACGCCCACGUCACCUGCACUGUGCCGCAGAGUGUGGAUGAGGCCCUGGAGGAGCUGCUGACGAUGGUGCUGGACCAUUAUGUGUUUACCUGGUACCGGGAGAUCUCCAUCCAUGACCAGCUGGUGGAUGAGAUCCGCUACAUCAUCAGAUAUGCCGUGGCAGCGCUGGCCACCAAGCUAUCCAAGGUGGACCUCACAGUUGUGAUCAUAGACCGCCUGCUGCCGGCGCUCAUCAACCACCUGGACGCUUACGUGGAGGGCAGCCGGCGGGUGCGGGGCAAUGUGUCCCUGGAGGCGGCAGUGGUGCAGUACCUGAAGGCGGGCGGCGGCCUCCACCGGGCAGUGCGGUCCAGGGAGGACGAGGCGGCAUACCUGAGGGGUGUGCUGGGCACCAUCAUGCCCUUCCUGCUGCCUGAAAAGUACCAGUCCAGCAGGCUGGGCCGCACCUUCCUGGAGGAGCUGCUGGGGCGGGUGUUGCUCAUCCAGGCCAUGGACUUAUUGGCCAACCCAGACACAGUUAACCUGCUGUUCCUACUCCUGCUGAGCCGCGACCCCUCACCCUGGCCCCCACACAGGCCAGAGCCAGAGGUGCUGCUGCUCAAGAACUUCGCCUCAAUCAACAGUCACCCACGCAACUCGGUACUGAGGAGCAACCUUUCCUCUGUGCUGAAGGACCAGAGUCUACUUUACCUGUUCCACACCUUCCUGAAGGAGGAGGGAGCCAUCAACGUCCUGCAGUUCUGUCUUGCUGUUGAGGACUUCAACCGACACAUCCUGGACCCAGACCUCACCACAGAGCAGCUUGAGCACCUUCACCAUGAUGCCCUGGAGCUCUACCACACCUACAUGGUCGCCUCAGCCCUGGACCACAUCAAGUUCCCCACUCAUAUUGUUGCCCACAUCAGAGAAAUCGUGCACGCUGAUGUGAAGGACAUAGUGAAGCUGCGCACCACCCGCCCACUCUUCCAGGCCUACGAGCACGCCUACAACCUGCUGGAGAGGGAGUACCUGCCGCUCUUCAUGCACAGCUACACGUAUUUUGCUCACCUGUGUGGGACGAGGAGCUCCCAGGCAUACCAGAAGAACGCCACCAGGGAGAUGGACCCCCUGCACAAGAAGGCUGUAAGUAAGGUAGUGGUGAGGAAGGUGGGUAGUGGCCUCAGGCAAAUUGGCAAACAGAUGGUGCUCAAGCCGUCAGUGGUCACCGGGGGGGAGGACGACCACUCCCUCUACGACAUUGACGAGGCUGAUGACAUCUCCUUGCUCAUGAGUGACGACGGCAGUGGGGCCAUGGGGCAGGGCAUGAGUGGGCUGGAGGGGCUGACGUCCAGCUUCCGGGACCUGAGUGCCUGGCGAGUGUGCAUACCAAGGGUGGAGCAGCGCGUGGAUGCCGCCAACAAGCCAUACUACGCCUUCAUCGUCGACGUCACCAGGAUCGACGUGUCUGGAGUGGAGCACCUUGAUGAGCUUCACUGGGAGGUGGAGCGGCGGUACAACGAAUUCUACAUCCUGGAGAACAAGUUGACAGAGUUCCACGGGGAGUUCCAGGACAACCAGCUGCCUCCCAAGCGGGCGCUCUUCACCUCCAAGGACAUCGGCUUCAUGCAGACCCGACGCCUGAUAUUUGAGGAGUUCCUUCAGAAGCUGCUGCAGAAGCCAGCACUGAAGGGGUCCCAGCUGCUGUUUCUGUUCCUUAAGACAAAGGAUGAAUUCACCAACACCUACCUGCCUGACGUGUCCCUGGGCCGCCUCAUCAGGGACGUGCCUCGCAAACUGAUGAAGGAGCGUGGCCAGUACCUUGACGCCUUCAUCAACAUGUUCCUCUCCUCCACCGUCACUGCUGCCACCCCAACGCUGGUCAAAUCAAAGUCAAAGGUGGAGUGGGAUGAGCCAUUUAUGAGCAAGGAGCAGGAGGAGGAGAAGCCCAACCAGCUGUUCACCACACUGUUUGGGGACAAUGCACAGAGCCUGGACAUACCCUUACAGGAAGCUGCUCCACCUCCCCCCGCCUUGAUGAAUGUGGUGGGGGUCUUCGAUACAGUCCUCUACUUGGUGGUGCGAGUGUACGGCCUCUCCAGGAACGCAUUGCGGUGGCUGAUGUGUGUGCGGGUGAUGGCCAAGAGCACCCUGGAUGCCGCCGUCAGCUGGUUCCUGCGCCGCAAGCUGGCCCAGGCCCUCGCACCUCCACGCAUCGUCACACUCAUCCACCUGAUCCGAGACGCCCUAUUCAUUGACCCCCCUGAGGAACGCGGGGAGAGGGAACACAGAAGUCGGGAGAGGGAGCUGCGACGGGAGGUGGUGGGGCUGCUGUCACCGUGGCUGCAGCGGACACUCUUCACUCAGGACCUGUACAACGAGGGGGCCAACACACUGGUCACCCUCUUCCAACAUCCAGUCUUAAACAAGCAGCUGUCCUAUGUGCUGCUGGACGGCGUGCUGGACGAGCUGUUCCCCGAGCUGGCCAUCACUCCCGAGCUGUCCCCGUUCCUCUCCAAUAGCUGAGUGGACCCCUCAACUCAGCACACACACACAACCGCACAGUCUUCGUAACCCUGGUAACACUGCGUCAUUCUUCCCAGACUCUCCUUCCUCCUCCUCUCCCUCCACUGCACAUGUGACUUGAUUUCCCUCAUGUAUUCCUGGUGAAUGUACAACCCCUGUGUAGUGUUGGGCUGUCUCUGCCUAGCAUCAGCUGUUUCACAUUCCUCACUAUUUUUGCACUUUUUCACACUCCAGUCCAUAGUAAGUGUAAGGUUUUGGGUGCAGUGAAGUGACGACCAGGACACUAAACCUAUUACCACCGCGAGAAAUUGGAUCGACUUUUAAUUAGUGACUGUUUUAACUAGAAAUUUCUUAAUGAUAGCAGAUAAUCAUAAUUCUAAUCACAAAGGUGCUCCAAAAGAUUGCUGUGUAGCAGUUGUCGUAAAGUGAGGUGAGGUGAGGUGAGGUGAGGUGGGCACUGCAGCAGGUACAAGUAGAGGGUUGUGGUUGUAAUGCUUGGCAGAGGUUCUGAUAUUAAUAACACGGCUUGUCUCAUGAAUGGUGGUGAUGGUGCUAAUGGGUUAACUGUUGCAUUUCAUGUGAUAGUAUACAUAUAUAUAUAUAUUCCUUUUUUUUUUAUCAUGAAAGGAGAGAUUUUAGAUUAUGUAAAUUUUCUCCUGUAUACAAUCUUUCACGAACUCACAACAAAAGAUGCGAGUAGAACCAAACCAAGCCAUCAGAGGAACACCAGAGGGGCCGGAACGAAGCCACUCAGGAUGAUGGAUUGAUUGACUGACUGGAACCACAACACAGCCAUGUAGGUGUGCCCCUAUAGGAAGAAAAUGUGUGUUGGUUGCUAGGCAUCCACACACCCUUCUGAGGACUGGUUGGUGGUGGGUGGAGUCCCUCAGGGUGUGGUGGUGGUGGUGAUGAUGGUGAUGGUGUGGUGUUCAGUGCUCUUCAUGUGGUGUUGGGUGUGGGUUGAGGACAGGUGUUUAAUUUGGUUGCUCAAUUUGAUUUUCAGAAUGUAAUGGUGGUAGAUGAUAAUCAGUCUUUGAGUAAGUGAACAUCUAUGGCCAUCCGUGUGUUGUGACCCUCCUUAGUUAGUAGUCUGAUUUUAUUUGAUAUAUACGCACACGCACACGCACACACACACACAGUGGUUAGAGCGCUGGCUUCACAAGCCAGAGGACCGGGAUUCGAUUCCCCGGCUGGGUGGAGAUAUUUGGGUGUGUCUCCUUUCAUGUGUAGCCCC
Portunus trituberculatus (swimming crab) is the source of this 4117-nucleotide messenger RNA. Its product is annotated as sorting nexin-14-like. The transcript has 18 exons. Lineage: Eukaryota; Metazoa; Arthropoda; Malacostraca; Decapoda; Portunidae. The coding region runs from base 58 to 2883 and encodes 941 amino acids. The record is from RefSeq and is a predicted model, not a curated record. Gene Ontology annotation, biological process: autophagosome maturation. Gene Ontology annotation, molecular function: phosphatidylinositol binding. Gene Ontology annotation, cellular component: late endosome.